AUGGCGACUUCACGUGACGCCCCAAAUCCUCUACGACCAUACUAUAUCCCACCCUCGAUUGGCCUGCCACCAGACGUCCCACAAAGCCAGCAGACGGCUUCCCCAGCAUUGCCGGCCCCACGCUCAGGCAGAAUCAAACCCAGUUUUGGCACGCAGGCACGCGACAUCUUGUCAGAUCUCGAUUACGAUGCCUACUUCCCCAACGACUCGCCUACAGUAGCCGGCCAUGCGAAGAAAUUGCUGGAUCACGCCCUCUGGAACUACACGAGCGUGCUGCUGGCUCAGCCGUUCGAGGUGGCAAAGACGAUAUUGCAGGUCCAUGAAGCCAGCAGCCAAAUACAAGGACUGCCAUUAGAGGGCAAGGAGUGGGGACACAAGAGCAGGCCAGAAAGCUUUGCGAGUGGAAAGUUUGUUGACUUUCCCUCGGACGAAGAGUCGGAUGAGGAUUCGCCCAGCUACUUCACGUCAACUGCCCCUUCAACACGACUGAAUGAAGCCCCGCCAUCGCCCUACUCGCCCGCCCCGUCCUCAACCUCACAUUCUCCACAGAGACGGAGAAAAAAUGUACAAAGUCGCUCGCCAUCCUCGACACCUACCCGCCCCCCACCCUCGGCCGUCAAGAAACUCGAGCUCAAGCGCUCAGAUGCCCUCCUCGAAGUCAUCGCCCAACUUUGGCAGAAGGAAUCCGCAUGGGGCGUCUGGAAAGCCACCAACAGCACCUUCAUCUACAACUUCCUCCUCAAAACCACCGAAGGCUGGUUUCGCAGCCUCAUUUCCGCCGUCCUCAAUGUGCCAGACCCGAGCCUUCUCGGCUCUGCAAGCGGAAUCGGCGGCCUCGACAUACUCGACAGCCCUAGUCCCAUCACGUCCCUCGGCGUUGCAGUAGCCGCAACAGCAAUCGCCGCCAUACUCUUCGCUCCCUUGGACUUGAUCCGCACUCGUCUCAUCAUAUCCCCCAUAACAUCCCAACCGCGCUCAAUAUACCCCUGUCUCUCACUCCUCCCCACUCUCACGAUCUCUCCAUCUCUUCUCCCUGCAACGCUGCUACAUGCAUGCAUACCAACCAUGAUCUCGACCUCCACCCCUCUCUUCCUUCGCUCCAUGCUCAGCAUAGACCCCAUUCUCACACCAACAACCUACUCCAUGGGCACCUUCGCCUCUUCCAUUGGCGAGCUCUUCGUCCGUCUUCCCCUCGAAACCGUCCUGCGGAGAGGCCAAGUCGCCGUCUUGCAGGACUUGGAAAGCCAACGUGUCGCAGAAUCCUACAACACGCUACCUUCGCAUCCACAUGCUCAUUCACAGGACCUCCCCCAAUAUGCCCAGGAAGACGACACGAGUUUCGCUACUAUCGUCCAGCCAGGCCCCUAUAGGGGCAUCCUAGGCACCAUGUGGUAUAUUGCCCGUGACGAGGGUGUCACAGUCAUUGGUCCCAACGCCGCCAAGGCGGCCAGUGCAAAGGCUCUUGGCUUCUCGCGACCGAUCAAGACGAGGAAGGGCCAGGGUGUACAUGGGCUCUGGAGGGGAUGGAGAGUCGGUGUCUGGGGGCUGGUGGGUGUCUGGGGCGCUUCUGCCCUCGGCGGUGGUGGAGGCGAGUUUUAG
Plenodomus lingam JN3 is the source of this 1599-nucleotide messenger RNA. RefSeq lists its product as uncharacterized. NCBI's taxonomy places the organism in Eukaryota, Fungi, Ascomycota, Dothideomycetes, Pleosporales, Leptosphaeriaceae. The record is from RefSeq and is a predicted model, not a curated record. Gene Ontology annotation, cellular component: mitochondrial inner membrane. Gene Ontology annotation, biological process: mitochondrial fusion; mitochondrial coenzyme A transmembrane transport. Gene Ontology annotation, molecular function: coenzyme A transmembrane transporter activity.